Staurois parvus is the source of this 298-nucleotide messenger RNA. The record is from the annotation of a GenBank genome assembly. NCBI's taxonomy places the organism in Eukaryota, Metazoa, Chordata, Amphibia, Anura, Ranidae.
UGAUUUUGCAUUUCCGGGGGAGAGACCUAUAUGUAAACAACACAGGUCUCUUUCCUGCCAGUAAGGACAUGCUGCUUUGAACUUCUCUGCACAGCAGCGAAAUACACAGCAGUAUGUUUUCCUAGUAAAACACAUGCACAGCACAUCAUGUAAAACAGCACACAGCACACAGUUAACCCUUUUAUCGCCCCAGAUGUUAACCCCUUCCUGUCCAGUCAUUAGUACAGUGUCAGUGCUUUUUAUUAGCACUGAUCACUGCAUUAGUGUUUCAUUGAGAUGUCAGUGGCAGUUAGGCAUU